This is a messenger RNA of Mya arenaria, 1337 nucleotides long. RefSeq lists its product as uncharacterized. Lineage: Eukaryota; Metazoa; Mollusca; Bivalvia; Myida; Myidae. The transcript is spliced from 2 exons. The record is from RefSeq and is a predicted model, not a curated record. Bases 36 to 977 code for a protein of 313 amino acids.
GCAAGACAGCUAAUGAAAAGCAUGCUAAUUUACGCAUGGGUUGUGAAAUCCAUCGGAAAGGCACUACAGUUACUGGCACGCUUGGAGGUUUCAUUGAACAUCCAGAAUAUGGACUGUGUGGCAUUAUAUCUGCUCAUGUUGCUUUGCAUCCUGAUGAACUUUACGAAUGUAAAUAUCGAGGCGGCCAUUUGAAACUAAACCACUGGCCAGAAAGGUAUGUCCACGAUAGAGACAUUUACCAGCCUGCAGCGUAUGACGAAUCACAACCGACUGGACAUCUUGUGGAAGCCGUUUACAUUGAAGGUGACAACAUCACAUCUGGGGUGGAUAUAGCCAUUUUCAAAAUAACAGACAGGCUUCCAGUGGAUGGAACAUUCCCAGCGCAGAUUCGAGCUGAACAAAAAGAAGCUACAACCCUGAAAUUCACAAGCGGAAAGACAACAGGCUCCAUUAACACAAGUAACCAUACGCUUUGGAAAUUUGGGAAAACAAGCGGACAAACAAGAGGACAAAUGGAAUUUGUGACACCAUUUGUAAGUGUAAAAGAAAUUCAUUUAAGGUGUAUGGCAGGUGAUUUCCAAGUCAUGCAAAUGAAUUUACAUCAAGUAACAUCAAUUGAUGAAAUACCUUUUGCAUGCCCUGGUGAUUCCGGGGCGUUAGUGUUUCUAGAUAGAGAAGAUCUUGUUUGUGUUGGGGUUAUUGAAGGUGGAUUUGAAGGAGGUGGUCCCGUCUUCGUUUCGCCUAUUAACUCCAUUCUCAAACACUGCAAUGUUACUCAGCUGAAAUCAUUUUACCCAACACAAGGAGAAAUGGCCGCAAGUAUAAGUGAACUGCAAAAACAAAUUACAAAAAAUAACCAACAAUGGCGACAAACUUUAGUGAAAUAUUACGCAAGUUGGAAGAAAUUCAACAAGGUAAAACCACAAACAACAAUGCAAAUCCAGAUCAAUAGGCAAAUCUCAAAAGAAAAAAUAUGACACUGAUACAGAAUGUAAUUUAUCCUAAUCUUUAUUAACCUUAUUCGUCAAAACAAAAAAUGAAGGCGACAUAUGCAAUUCCAUAAUAAGUGUCAUGUCAGUGACGUGAACAAACUCAUCGACUUUGAACAUAAACACUAUGUUUCAUGAAUUAUUUUUAAAGUUUGUAUUAAAACAGUAAGCUAUUACAUUCUAAUUGUUAUGUUCUUUAAUAAAUACAUUGGUAGUGAAACUGUGACAUAAUUAUGAUGGAUGUUUUCAUACCAUACUACAUUAUUGUUUAUUUACAUGAUGUUCAAUAAAUCGUGAUAGCUGUUUUUUAUCAGAUGAAACGUUUUAGAUGCAUAACGGGUGACAACU